AUGAAACAACUUUUCGGCGCACUUCUACUGCCAGUUGUCUUCUGUCAGCAGUCCUAUUUUAUCGCCAAGAAAACAUACGCCGAUUGUAGUCAGACAGAGUUUUUCGAUCCUGCCACUUUGACCUGCGUGAGCUGCCCUUCUAACUCUGGAACGACUUCGCUUCACCCCAACGAGUGUAAAUGCAAUAAGGGCUUUACAACAAGCUACAGUCUUGAUAGCAGUUCCAUUCUUGUUCUCACCUGUACUGCAUGUUCUGGAGCGGUUUCUUUGGAUGGAACUGCGUGCUACACUUGCGGCUCUGGAAGCACUCUUGAUGCUUCUUCCGGGCGCUGUGUCUGCGACAAUUCUGAAGAAAUUCUUGAUGAGCGAAAUCCAGAUGGGUCUUUCAAAACCACUGUGACAUGUGGAGCUUGUACAUCUGCAUACACAACAAAUAGCGAGUCUGAUCAAUGCAUUUCCUGUCCUUUCGAACUACCAUUGCCGAAUUCUAACGAGUGUUCAUGUUCUGUCGCGAAUUCCGUUGGCGAUGUCUGUUUUGCCCAAGCUCAAUCUGUCAAUCCAGAAACAACGAUCACUCGGAAUGGGCAGCAGCUUUCCUCGGAUCUUUUCACCGAAAAUCUAAUGACUUCUUAUCAAAAGUGCCUUGAUGGCAAAGACUCAACGGCUUGUAAUUUUUUGGCCAAUCUUUGUGUUCUUCAAUUGACUACAACUAGCGGCUCGGCUUGCAAUCUUCUCUUGGAAGUUCAAACCAAUCGCCAGCCACUGACGACCAUUCAAGGUUGGCGCGAGCAGUUUCCAUGGAUCAUCCUCGCAGACAGCGAUUACCAGACUCUCACGACUUACACUGGGAUCGAAAAGAGCUUUGACUAUCAAUCUGCCCUUGAUAUAACGAUCGCUACGUACAGUGUCAAUGGUACAUUCCUUGGUUUUCAAAAAGUAACAAAAGGUCUGCUUCAAUUAUGCAAAUUAUACGACAAUCAUCUUGAAAAACUCUGGUCCUUUGGUGCCCCUGUACAACAGACAUGCUCUAUUACUGUCGAAAACUUGCCUGCAAAUACGAAAUUCAUGGACUUGUAUUUGGAAGAUAAUAACAAACUCUAUCCGCUUCCCGUAGAAACUUCAUGCGAUAGCACUUGUGGAGCUAGCGUUAAUCCUGCGUUACAGUUUACUCGGCGAAUAUUUACGGCUGAUACUGUCAGCAAUGCAGAGUACACUCGCGUUCUCAAGUCACUCACGAUUUCGACAGAGAUCAAGGAAGACGGCACAAUUUUUCCUCCACAGAUUUCUGCAGUUUAUGGCGACGUGAAUAACGCAGAUGGCGCUGCUGCCGAUAUAUCCUUCGAGAUAAAGUACAUAAAAGCUGCUGAAACAGAAGAAGAAAAAUGGAAAAUCGUUCUCGGUGUUCUCGUUGGCGUCUUCUUUUUCAUCUCCUUGAUCCCAUUCAUUUCCUGGAAUCGACGAAAUGGAACGAUGAUGCUAGACGGAACGAUGAUAAUCAAGUUCCUUCUAUCUAUCCUCGAUGGGCUUGCCUGGGCAAUGUUCGUUACUUCCGUUUCGUUUGCUGUCUAUACCUUCUUUGCAAACAAUAGCGUCGAUCCUGGACAGCUUCCAGAAGACCAGUCGACCCUUUUCAUCACCGUCACUGUACUUGCCUUCGUUUUCAAGACGAUCAACGUGAUCCACAUCGUCCUGGACCAAAGCUACGCAGACGUCUUUUUCAUCGACUGGGAGCGCGAGCGGCCGUUAGCAGAAGGAGAUCAGUCCAUGAAAAAGACCACGGCUUCGAAGAUCUCGAUCUGGAGAACAAUUCUAGCGGCAAAUGAAUGGUCAGAGAUCCAAACAACAAGGAAAACCUCCAUUACGCUGCAACUCUUUGUCGUUAUCUUCGUUCUUGAGGUUCUCAAUUUCGACAACUAUGGCUGCACAACACCGAAUCAAUCGCCUGCGUUCAAAUUCAAUUGCGAAAACGACGCACUGAGACAAGACUCGCUGUAUCUCCGAGCUGGAUUAGCCAUGAUCGUAUAUGGAUCUACCGCACUCGCGCAGUACAUUGUCAAUCGUCUGAUUAUUUCAAUGUUUUUCAAUCCAAUCUUGAAUUUUAUCGAUCUCCUGUCGGUUAUGAAUGUCUCGUUGUUUACUCUCACCCAUAGACAGUUUGGAUACUAUGUUCAUGGAAAAAGUGUUCAUGGUCGUGCGGAUACUGACAUGCUUGACUUGCAAAACUGCUUGCGUCGUGAAGCGAAUGGCCAAACUGGCACUAGAGGCCUUGAACCAGGACAAGACAUAACGACUUUCGAAAUCAAAGUUACCAAUGAAUUCCGCCAGUACUACGACACAUUUUACCGCGCAGCCAUGGUUGGCAACUCUAUGGGCGCGGCUAAUGAGGACGAACAGAACAAGUCUCAAGUGGAGUCAUAUCGCCGUCUCAACACAUUUUUGCAAAAGUUCUUCAUGCACGGACUUCCAAGCUUGAAACUUCAGUUUAAUUCAAAGGGUCUUUGGGAGAAGUUCCUUGAUAUUGAAUUCUCAAACCAACCACAGCCAGUUAUCUCCGAUAUGUACCGAGAUCAACGAGGUGAAACGAUCGGAAAUGCGCUCUUCUACGGCAACGAAUCACAUUUAGUUGUCUUCGAAAUUCUAUCAUUCGUCGUCUUUGACAUUGCAUUUACUUCAUUCAUCCUUGCAGCUGUGAUUACCUACAUCCUGAGCCGAAUCAUCCGCUUCCUGCGCCAAAACCUAGCCCGACGCAAUCUCUCUUCCCGCACUAUGAUCGACAAGCGCUUCCUUGUAUAA
Oikopleura dioica is the source of this 2793-nucleotide messenger RNA. Lineage: Eukaryota; Metazoa; Chordata; Appendicularia; Copelata; Oikopleuridae. The record is from the annotation of a GenBank genome assembly.